AUGUCAGUAAUUGAAAAUAAUUGUCAGCUCUUGGAAAAAGUUAUCCCCGAGGUUUUAUUUACAGUUUCUUCUUCUGGUGUGACAAUUUCGUCACCGCGGCUGAUAACCGCACGGUUUGUUGAGUUUGACAUGGCAGGGAAAUGCAAAAGCUGCAGGGGAGAAAAUGUGGACAUAGAUUUUAUUGUUACUCCGAAGGAUGUAACCCUAUAUUGCAACCGACUAAAAUCAGAGAAAGUAGUAAUGUUCGACCAUAUUUAUGAGAUUCCUCAACAAUGUGUUUUUCGCGUAAAAUCAAAAGGAAAGAAUUUUAAUAUUUUUCACAAGGAACAAAUCUGGAAUGAAAAACAGUUCAUCACCUGUAAUGAGCAAAUGAGUGUCAAGGAAUUUUUGGCAAAGUUUCCACAGAAGGCUCAAUUAGAGAAAGAUGAAACAAAAGAAAAUAUAAAGAAAGAUAAAGAAAAUAAAUUAGAAGAAAAAGGUAAUUCAACACCCCCUCUUAACCAUUAA
This is a messenger RNA of Meloidogyne enterolobii, 507 nucleotides long. The record is from the annotation of a GenBank genome assembly. NCBI's taxonomy places the organism in Eukaryota, Metazoa, Nematoda, Chromadorea, Rhabditida, Meloidogynidae.